This is a messenger RNA of Aspergillus aculeatus ATCC 16872, 2111 nucleotides long. RefSeq names its product homeobox domain-containing protein. Gene Ontology annotation, molecular function: DNA-binding transcription factor activity, RNA polymerase II-specific; RNA polymerase II cis-regulatory region sequence-specific DNA binding. The transcript has 3 exons. NCBI's taxonomy places the organism in Eukaryota, Fungi, Ascomycota, Eurotiomycetes, Eurotiales, Aspergillaceae. Bases 120 to 1883 code for a protein of 587 amino acids. Gene Ontology annotation, biological process: cell differentiation; regulation of transcription by RNA polymerase II. The record is from RefSeq and is a predicted model, not a curated record.
CCUGGGUCUAAUUCUUCCGCUUGUAUCUUUCGUUCUUUUCCUAUUUCUUUUCUUAUUUAUCUUCUUUCCCUCGAAUACCGCCUAUGCCGUCAUCUUAAUCCUCCGCGCUGCUGCCCAACAUGUCUGAUCUGGAGCACGCUGCUGAGCCAACGUGCUCGUCCUCGCCGCCGUCUGCUCAAACUUGGGAUGCUACACCGAUUAAUUAUGCCUUUCUGGUACACUCUCAGAAAACAUUGACCCAGAAUCUCCCGCCGCGGGUGGACAACAAAUUGCUGGCACGGCAAAAGCGGCGCCGCACAAGCCCAGAAGAUCACGCAAUCCUCGAGGCAGAAUAUCAACGAAACCCCAAGCCAGACAAGACGGCCCGAGCUAGUAUAGUCAGCCGCGUCUCAUUGGGCGAAAAGGAAGUGCAGAUCUGGUUCCAGAAUCGCCGUCAAAAUGACCGUCGCAAGUCCAAGCCUCUUCAACCACACGAGCUUCUCGCGCCUCGAUCAUCCGCGUCCGACGCGUCGAAACAUGCCGCCAGUGACGAUAGCCUCUCUUCGGAAAUGGUGCCUUCUAGCAGUCUCGAACAACCUGAGGAGAUUGGACAGGAGGGGAUCCCGUUAACACAAUCAUCGGACAACUCCUGCGAGUCUGAUGAAGCACUUGAGGAUAAGGGUGGCCUAGAACAACCGGCUUUCAGCUCUCAAACAAGCUUGGCUACGUCCGUAGCGCCAGAAGGUUCGCGACCAGUAUCGAAAGAGGCGACUGCGGCGCCAGAGUCAACUCAGACACAAGAUGUUCCAACAUUCGAUGAGUCGCAACAGACCAUGGUGAAAAGGAAACGAUCGGUCACGGAGGUUCAAUGUGACAAGCCGUUUGUGCAGGGUGCGUCGACACCGAGCCAAUUCCACGAUAUUCAGUCACCGCCUUCGCUGCGGCUAUCGCUCUCUUUCGAUGGGGAAGCCAUGGUCCGGAAAGAAGGCGAGUUCACACCCUCGCCUCCGAAAGGACGGAAUGCUCUUCGCAUCGCAAUGUCGUCCGACGGGAAAGCUGUGAUCAGAGCUGAUGGCGAGCCCUCUCCGUCGAGGAAUCGUAUCUCCAUGUUCUCGGCCCGGAAGCCUCCGUUCACAGGACUUCGCAGGAGCAGUAGUGCGGUGGCUUUCAGCACCCCGCGAGCCGGCAGCACGGAUGCAGAGAGGAUGUUUGGAAGAUCCAGAGAUCCCAGAAACUGGGAGGCCUUUUUCGAUACCGAUGCGAGAAGUGCCCUUUGCACGCCAAUGAGCUCACAAAGUGCUCCAGGUGCUGGCUCUCCUGGGCUCUUCCGAUCCCGGAGUCAGCGUUCCUUGACCAGAAGUCUGUCAGCAAAGCACAACAUGUCUCUGCCGAUGAAAUCAGCAGACUAUCUUAAUACCCCGGUUCCGAAACCCAACAGCGAGAAGAGACGGAAGAUCUCUCGCACUGUCUCGUCACUGGGUCGAUUAGAGUCUGAUCACAAGUUGUCUUACGCGGGAUCCAACCUGAAAGCCUAUAUGGAAGCGGUGAAAGACGGGGAAGUCGACUUGCAGUGCGGUGAUUCAGAUAAAGAAAACUGGAUCCCCGGGACGAGAGUUUCCCACAAUCGCCGUCGGGUUGCAUCUCAUCACAAUCCUCGACGUUCAGUGCUCAAGGACACUAGCGGAAGGGACGGCAAACCCCAUAAGAUCGUCAAUCCAGCUGGCAGAUAUGCUCGAGGUUCUCAACAAUCACAGCACAGAGCGAACAUGUCCAUCGGCAAGGACGUGCCGGAAUUGGACCCAGAGGUGUCCGCUUUCAUGAGUGGGGGAGGCGGCGCUAGUCAGGAGGAGGACCUUGACUGCAUCCAGGGACUAUUAUCCCUGAGCCAAGGUGCUUGGAGAUGAGCACUACUGUCUUCUCAUCUCUAUAAUGACCUCAUCUUUCUUAUCUCUUUUCUAUUCUCUUUUGUCUCAUAUCCCUCUUCCUUGAGUAGAUUCCUGUUGGAGAUUACAAGCCAGCAAGCGUUGUUUGCCUGUAUGAAUCGGAGUGAUGGUCAACUUGUAAUGAUUGGAUUGUGAUUGCUAUUUGCACUGCUUGUUUUAUUCCUUCCAGGCAAAUGCAAUCAAGGGCUC